AUGGAUCUCUACCCUCCGGUGGACGUUUUCUCCAGAUCUGAAUCUUCGUCCGUCAGAUCUAAGAUUUAG
This is a messenger RNA of Lathyrus sativus (Indian pea), 69 nucleotides long. The record is from the annotation of a GenBank genome assembly. NCBI's taxonomy places the organism in Eukaryota, Viridiplantae, Streptophyta, Magnoliopsida, Fabales, Fabaceae.